GUUUGGAAGAAGAAGAGAAAUUUUACUAGAAUUUUUAGGUUGAAGAAGAGGAGGAGAACUCAAGCAAAGUGUAUCAAUGGCUGAAUUUUAGUUCAUUUUUUACAUCACUGGUUUUUAAUUCAGUUUGAACUCUUCAAAAGGAAUUAAGAGGGCAGUUGGUUUUCAGAGUGUAUUUCGGAGUUGGUUUUCUUGUAUUUCAGAGUGUAUCGGUGGAGUUAGAAUCUCUAUUUGUUAAAUUGUAGGGACAAGUUAAAGAGGUCGUGUGCGCGCGAUUCUGGAAGUGGUUCUGUUUUGAGGGCUAUAUGUGUUUAUGCACGGGGAAUCAGAUUUAUAUGUCUUCAGGGAAGAGCACUGUGUCCUGUGCCUUGAGUAAAAGCUUAUACAAAAUGGGAAAGUUAGCUUAUAUCCUCGAUGGGGACAAUGUGAGGCAUGGCCUGAAUCGCGACCUUGGUUUUAAAGCAGAAGAUCGUGCUGAGAAUAUAAGGAGGGUCGGUGAGGUUGCAAAACUGUUUGCAGACGCUGGAGUUAUUUGCAUUGCUAAUGUGAUAUCUCCUUAUCGAAGGGAUCGAGAUGUCUGUCGUGGUAUUUUGCCUGAUGGAUACUUUAUUGAGGUGUUCAUCGAUGUUCCUCUUGAAGUUUGUGAAGCAAGAGAUGCAAAAGGACUGUAUAAGCUUGCACGGGCAGGGAAGAUCAAAGGUCACUGCAACUUGUUAUCAUCUUCCUUAGAUUUACUUGAUGAUCUCUUCAUAUUUUUACAGGCUUUGCUGGUAUCGAUGAUCCGUACAAAGUACCAUUGAAUUGUGAGAAUGAUUGAAGUAAUCAAAUUGAAAGCUAAGCGAUUCUGUAGAUAGCCAGGCGAUCGUUGAAGGUUGAAGACUGAGAAGGCGUUUAGGAUUUCUUAUUUAAGUCUUGUAUUAGGAUCUUGUUUCAUGUACUAUUGUAGAAUGUAUAUAUAAACACAAUAUUAAGUUUUCAUUUUGUGUAUACAAAUGUAAAAGAUAAAUAUUAUAGU
Molecule: messenger RNA, 1012 nt
Organism: Cucumis melo (muskmelon)
Lineage: Eukaryota; Viridiplantae; Streptophyta; Magnoliopsida; Cucurbitales; Cucurbitaceae
Product: adenylyl-sulfate kinase 1, chloroplastic-like
Exons: 7
Coding region: 303-797 (164 amino acids)
Biological process (GO): sulfate assimilation
Molecular function (GO): ATP binding; adenylylsulfate kinase activity
Source: RefSeq, a predicted model, not a curated record